Messenger RNA from Lethenteron reissneri (Far Eastern brook lamprey), 3221 nucleotides. Its product is annotated as forkhead box protein O3-like. Lineage: Eukaryota; Metazoa; Chordata; Hyperoartia; Petromyzontiformes; Petromyzontidae. Gene Ontology annotation, molecular function: RNA polymerase II cis-regulatory region sequence-specific DNA binding; DNA-binding transcription factor activity, RNA polymerase II-specific. The record is from RefSeq and is a predicted model, not a curated record. Gene Ontology annotation, biological process: regulation of transcription by RNA polymerase II. Gene Ontology annotation, cellular component: nucleus.
GCUGGUGGUGGUGGUGGAGGAGCUGGUGGUGCAGGAGCUGGUGGUGAUGGAGGUGGUGAUGGAGGUGGUGGUAGUAGUGGUGGUGGAGGAGGUGGUGGUGGUGGAGGUGGUGGUGGAAGAGGUGGUGGUGAUGAAGCAGCUGGUGGUGGUGGUGGAGGAGGAGGUGAUGGAGGAGAGGUCCGUGGUCCCGUCUCCAACUCGGACGCAGACUUCUUCGCCCCACAGGCGCGUCCCCGGUCGUGCACGUGGCCGCUGCGACGACCCGAGGCCGACGAGACGGAGGAGACGUCACUCGAGUCGCCGGCGGCCGAAGACGACGACGAUGUGGACGAUGUGGACGAUGUGGAGGUGGACGAAGAUGAUGACGAAGACGACGACGAUAAUAAUGGCACCCCCAAGCUCCAGAUGAUGAUAACGACCGUCUUGCCGCCAGCGUCUUCUUCCUCACCACCCUCUCGGCUUCCUCAGCCUCCUCCUGCCACUGCUGCCCCUGGUCCUGGAGUCGAACCUGGACUGUGUGGAGGUGCAGGAACAGGAGGAGGAGCGGUGGUUUUGAUGGUCGUAGCGACACCAGCUAAGGCGGCCGCCGACGUGAUGAUGAUGGGAGCAGUGGAGUCGGUCUCAGCUCCUGGGGGUCUUCUAUCACCUCGAGGGCUCCUCCUGUCUGCUGCGGGUCCUGUAGGGUCUGCUGGUGCUUCUGUAGGGUCUGCUGCUGCAUCUGUAGGGUCUGCUGCAUCUGUAAGGUCUGCUGCAUCUGUAGGAUCUGCUGCUGCAUCUGUAGGGUCUGCUGCUGCAUCUGUAGUGUCUACUGCAUCUGUAAGGUCUGCUGCAUCUGUAGGACCUGCUGCUGCAUCUAUAGGGUCUGCUGGUGCAUCUGUAGGGUCUACUGCAUCUGUAAGGUCUGCUGCAUCUGUAGGGUCUGCUGCUGCAUCUGUAGGGUCUGCUGCUGCAUCUGUAGGGUCUGCUGCUGCAUCUGUAGGGUCUGCUGCUGCAUCUGUAGGAUCUGCUGUUGCAUCAGUAGGAUCUGCUGUUGCAUCAGUAGGAUUUGCUGGUGCUCCUGCAUCUGUAGGAUUUGCUGGUGCUGCCCAAUCUGUAGGAUCUGCGUCCGUACUGCCCGCGUCCCUGGCCUCACUGGGUUCAGCGGGUGCCACCGGACCAGUGGGUUCAGCGGUGGCACCAGCGGCGGCUGGAUCUGCGGGUGCCACCGUAACCCUUGGCACCGUCACCCCCGGCACCGCCGUGUCGCCGGGCCUGGCGGCGGCGGUGGUGGCGGUGCCACCGCGCAAGACGUCUUCGAGACGCAACGCGUGGGGGAACCUGUCGUACGCGGAGCUGAUCACGCACGCCAUCGAGAGCACGCCCGACCGGAGGCUCACGCUGGCGCAGAUCUACGAGUGGAUGGUGCGGAGCGUGCCCUACUUCCGCGACAAGGGCGAGAGCAACAGCUCGGCCGGGUGGAAGAACUCAAUCCGCCACAACCUCUCCCUGCACAGCCGCUUCGUGCGCGUCCAGAACGAGGGGCCCGGCAAGAGCUCCUGGUGGACGGUGAGCGCUCCCGGCGCCUCCGACCCCUCCUCCUCCCUCUCCUCCUCCUCGUCGUCGUCGGCGGCGUCGUCCGCGGCCACGUCCACCUCCUCCAUCUCCUCGCCGUCGGGCCCCGGCGGAGCGUCGGCGGCGUCGGCCGCGCUGGCGGCCCGGGCUUCGAAACCCGGGCGCCGUCGGGCGACGUCGAUGGACGCCAGCAACGGGAAGUUGGCGCGCAGCCGCAGCAAGGCGGCGCGCAAGAAGGGGGCGGCCGCCACCGUGGCCACCACCACCGCCGCGGCCGCGGCUUCCGCGGGGGUGGUGGGGGGAGCGGCGGCCGCGGGGGGAGCCACUGGAGGGGCGGGGAUCCUCUCGUUCUCGCUCGACACGGGAGGCCCUGGCCCGCCGGACGAUCUGGACGCGUGGACGCAGUUCCGCACGCGCGCCAGCUCGGACGCCAGCACGCUGAGCACGCUGAGCGCGGGGGGCGUGGGGGGCGGUGGAGGAGGGGGGGGCGGAGGGGGAGGGCCCCUCUCCCCGGCGCCCGCCCGCCGCAAGCGCGACUCCUCCGACUUGGACGACGACUACGACGACUACGACGACGACGGCGACUUCGGCGUCGGCGGCUCGCUGUUGCCGGAUCUGUCGGCCGUGGACCACCACCACCACCGCCACCACCGCCGCCUCGACGACGAGGAGGAGGAGGGUGGCGGCGGCGGUCGUUGCGACGACGCCGACGACGACGAAGAAGCCAUGGUGACGUCCGGCUGCGCCGAGCAGGCCAUGGGUUUUGGUGGCUCGCGGGCCGAGGUGGCCGACCACCACCACCGCCGCCACCGCCACCACCACGACGACGACGACCAGCACGGGCUGGGCUUCGGCCUCAACGAGGCCAUGAUGGACGAGCUGCUCGACUCGCUGAGCCUCUCCCUGCAGCAACAGCAGCAGCAGCAGCAGAACUCGGCGUUGGCCGCGGCGUCACCGCCGCCGCCGCCGUCGUCGUCGUCGCUGGCCGCGGCCAUGCUGAUGCUGGAUGGCGACGACGAGCCGCGGAUGAACAAGGCGAUGCUCACGCACGCCGACCCGCUCAUGUCGCAGGCGACGCCGAACCUCGGCCGCCACCUCCACCUCCACCACCACCAGCAGCAGCUUCACCACCACCACCAGCAGCAACAGCAGCAGCAGAGGCAGCAGCAGCAGCAGCUACUGCUGCUCCACAAGCAGCAGCAGAGGAUGGCGGAGCUGGCGGCGUCGGCGUCGUCCCUGCCUACGGCCACGAGCCACCUGGGCAACUCUCUCUCCUCGCCCGCCUUCCACAAGGCAGCCACGGGCCCCUUCUCCUCGUCGCUGCCCAACGGCGACGCGGGCUUCUUGCAGCAGCAGCAGCAGUUGAAUCACCACCAGCAGCAGCAGCCGCAGCAGCAGCAGCAGCCGAGGUUCCCUUGCGACCUCGACGUGGAGAUGUUCAACGGGAGCCUCGACUGCGACGUCGACUCGAUCAUCCACAGCGAGCUGCUGCUCGACGGCGCCGGCUUCGAGUUCUCCUUCGACUCGGCGCCGUCGCCCGACGGCUCCUCGCUGGCCGGCGGCAGCGGCGGCGCUCACAAGAACUGGCUCAGCGGCUGAGGGCUGGGGGCACUGGCAGGGCGGGCGGUCAACAAGCCGGCACGGCGACGAAGGCCCGGACCGCGAGAUUG